Molecule: messenger RNA, 3338 nt
Organism: Pseudogymnoascus verrucosus
Lineage: Eukaryota; Fungi; Ascomycota; Leotiomycetes; Thelebolales; Thelebolaceae
Exons: 5
Coding region: 215-3166 (983 amino acids)
Biological process (GO): protein deubiquitination; double-strand break repair via homologous recombination
Molecular function (GO): ubiquitin binding
Source: RefSeq, a predicted model, not a curated record
AUUACGAACCAUGAGGGUCCAUACUCUGGGGUCUUACCCACAAGAGAACAACCAACCUCAGCUUCUGUUGGGAAUGUAUGACGGAACCUCAAGCACCAAGAAACCCUUAUUCUUACCGACCGUGACAGCUUACAACUUCACUUAUUGAUAUGCCCAGAGUGUCGUUGCGAGUGUAUGCGUACAGCCGUAUGAUAGUUGUUUGAUAGCAGCACCGAUGGCCAAGAAGGUGCGCCAGCGGAUUAGCUAUGUUUUACCGCUUGCGAAUUCGCCAGGCGGUCAUAGGCUAGGCGUGAAUGGACUCGCUGUUGACGGCGAGAACUCGAUACUAUACUCGGGAGGUCGCGAUGGAGCCAUUUGCGCAUGGGACUUGGAUCUCAACCUCAAACCCAGCAACGGCCUUGAGGACCCAUUCGAAUCCCCGGAGGAUCCCAAGGAGGACAAGAGCUCCAAACGCACGCCGAAGACGACUUUCCGAGCUCAGACACAGGCCCAUACGCAUUGGGUGAACGAUAUUGUGCUCGCGCAAAACAACACAGCGUUGGUUUCAGCCUCGUCGGAUCUUACGGUGCGGGUAUGGCGACCAUUGACAAACGACUCGGAGGCUCCGCAGACAAUCGGACAGCACACAGACUAUGUUAAAUGUCUAGCGACGCCGAACAGCCAGGCCGAUUGGGUUGCGUCUGGGGGAUUGGAUCGAAAGAUCUGCCUCUGGGACCUGAAUGGAGCUGGAAAGAAGCUGGAGAUUGAGAUCAGUGGCGAAGAGAAGAGCGAGAAAGGCUCCGUCUAUGCUCUCAGUGUCAGCCGCAGCAUGCUUGCCAGCGGAGGGCCCGAAAGCAUAGUGCGCCUCUGGGAUCCAAGAAGCGGGCAGCGAAUAACGAAAUUCGUGGGACACACGGACAAUGUCCGGUCAAUCCUGAUUAACGAGAGCGGCGACACGAUCAUGACCGCCAGUUCGGAUCAGACAGUGAAAGUAUGGAGUGUGACUGCUGGCAGAUGCAUGCAUACCCUCACGAUGCACAAUGACAGUGUGUGGACGCUAUUUUCCGACGAUCCCGAGUUGGGAACCUUUUAUUCUGCUGAUCGUUCUGGCCUCAUCGUUAAGACGGACGUGAGAAACACAAACGGCGAGAUGGACGAUGGUAUCUCGCUGGCUGUAGCGCAGGAGACUGAAGGUGUGAACAAGGUUAUUGCUUACGGAGACCACAUCUGGACUGCUACUGCUAGUUCAUCUAUCAAUAGAUGGGCCAAUGUGGAUACUGGGGAUAGCAUCCAGUUGCCCGAAGUAUUCAAACACCGCCGGACAUCGAGCGCCGCGUCAAGGCAGAAACCUGCGUCACCACCAACCGCAACUUCCACGGACAAAAAGGAGAUCCCAGUUAGAUCGAUACUCCGAAUUUCGAACACAGCAAGUUUCCCUGCUGCUGCUGCUGCUAGAGAUGGAGAUGCUAUGACCACAUCCAUUGCGAGCCUCAAGCAAGAUGCAGACCUCUUGGACCCAGAUAUUGUUCUGAUAGAGCCGAUCCAUGGAUUACCUGCCGAAACGAUCGAAGGCCAGCAUGGGUUGGUGAAACACAAGUUGAUGAACGACAGGCGAAGAGUUCUAACAUUGGAUACCGCGGGAGAUGUACUCCUAUGGGACCUUCUUCAAUGCGUCCCAAUACAAUCUUUUGGGAAGAGACAUCUAGAAGAUGUAGAGCCUGAAGUGAACACCAAUGAAGCGAUUGCACCUUGGUGCUCUAUUGAUACUAGAACGGGCCGGUUGGCGGUUGUACUGGAAGAGUACAAUUGCUUUGAUGCGGAGAUGUACGCCGAUGAGAUACAGACGGACGAACCAAUCUCCCACCGUGAUGAUCAACGCAUAAAUCUGGGCAAAUGGGUUUUGAGGCAUAUAUUUUCUAGGCUCAUCGAUGAAGUUAUAAGGAGGGACGAAGACCUCCGCAAAGAACUGACCGCAAAAGCCAAAGCAUCCAGGCCGCGAGACCCACCACCAACGGGAUUGCAGAUCCCAACCGGUAACCCCUUUUCUUCUGGGGAUAGCGACGUCUCGACGCCACGUGGAAACGGCCACCAUGUUCAGGGGACCCCUAACUUGGGAAUCGUUGUUGCAACACCUCUCCUGGCACCGAAUAGCCUACCUGCAGUGUCUGAAGACGGAUCGAAACUGGAGAAACUGCAGUCUCAAAUAAGCCAUAGUUCGGCCGAUAAAACUGGCGAUUACUUUACAAGUGCCCCGUUGGCAUCGUCCGAGACUAAACCCGCAGCGACACCAAACGAUACGCAGGAAGCGGGUAAAGCUACUCCCGACCCAGAGAAGCAAACCAAUGGGAAGGAGGCUGGAUCAAAGUUUGGCAAGAAAUUCAAGAUGUCCUUCGGUAGCAAGAAGGUUGCCCGCUCUACGUCUACAUCCGCGGAGAAACCAGUUGUGGAAGUCGAGAAAUCUGAAGGAUCCGAGGCUUCCGACGCUGCUGAAAAGGAGACUGACGACAGCUUUGCGGGUAUUAUCCAGAAGAUAAACGCCGAAUACGAGAAACAGCUGACCGAGUUCCCCGAUGAGCCACUGGCAAGCGGAGUCACGCCAAGCUUGCCGAACGAGGCGCCGGUCUUGAAGCCGCCCACGAUGACUACUGUAAUUAUCCAGGAGGAGACUUCUGGAGGAAGUGCCGAUUUGUAUCGGGGUACCGUAGGCACAGUUGGGGAGGACGCGAGCGCCAUCAUCGAAAGAGCGCCUAACUGGUUGGGAGAACUUCUGUUGAAGAAUAGGAUCCCGUUCAAAGAGCCGGUGAAGCUAUCGUUCAUCCUUCAGCCCUGGCAGGACUUACUUCCUGGCAUUGCUGGCCCAGAUGGAAAUUGCAGAUUGAACGCAAACAGAAUGCUUCGUGUUAAGAAAAUAUUGGCUUACGUCGCUGAACGCAUCGAAGCUUUACCUGAGAAUGCCGAACCGGAUGCCCUGAAGCCAGAAGAAUAUCUCGAGCUAUAUUGUUAUGAUCAGAAACUUCCCGUAACGAUGACUUUGGCCACACUUCGAGCGCGUAUUUGGAAAGGAGGCGCAGAUGUCAUGUUGUACUACAAGAGCAAUGGGCGGAAGGAGCUUAAACUUGACAAGGGCCCUGAGCCGCCGGCAGUUCCUGAAGCAACUCCGGCCCCCGCUGCACCUGAAGAGCCUUGAGAGGCGUGUAUCCUGUUCUAGCUCCCUGAUCUUGGGGAGAGCUACUUAUCAUGUCUAUAUGCCAAAGACGCGGGACGUGUAAUGACUAUCACCUCAAUGCUAUUCCUAUCAUUGCUUGCGCCAUCUAUAUGCAUUCCCGCCCAAUAAUGAUACAACUAUACACAUAUCCCAC